AUGUGUGACCGGAAUGGCGGGCGUCGGCUCCGGCAGUGGCUGAUUGAGCAGAUUGACAGCAGUAUGUACCCGGGGCUGAUAUGGGAAAAUGACGAGAAGAGUAUGUUCCGUAUCCCUUGGAAGCAUGCUGGCAAGCAGGAUUACAAUCAGGAAGUGGAUGCUUCCAUCUUCAAGGCCUGGGCAGUUUUUAAAGGGAAGUUUAAAGAGGGGGACAAAGCUGAGCCAGCCACGUGGAAGACGAGGUUACGCUGUGCUUUGAACAAGAGCCCAGAUUUUGAGGAAGUGACUGAUCGAUCCCAGCUGGACAUUUCCGAGCCAUAUAAAGUUUACAGAAUUGUCCCCGAGGAAGAGCAAAAAUGCAAGCUGGGCGUGGUGCCUGCAGGCUGUAUGAGCGAUGUCACGGAGAUGGAGUGUGGUCGCUCUGAGAUUGAUGAGCUGAUCAAGGAGCCUUCUGUGGAUGAAUACAUGGGUCUGACCAAAAGGAGUCCAUCCCCACCAGAGGCCAGCAGGAGCCAGGUCCUUCCUGACUGGUGGGUCCAGCAGCCUAGUGCGGGUCUGCCACUGGUGACUGGAUACGCUGCCUAUGACACACACCAUUCAGCCUUCUCCCAGAUGCUGAUCAGCUUCUACUAUGGGGGCAAGCCUGUGGGCCAGGCCACCACUACCUGCCCCGAUGGCUGCCGCCUAUCCCUGAGCCAGCCGGGGCUUCCCAAACUGUAUGGGCCCGAUGGCCUGGAGCCAGUGUGCUUCCCAACAGCUGACACCAUCCCCAGCGAGCGGCAGAGGCAGGUGACCCGGAAGUUGUUUGGACACCUGGAGCGUGGCGUGCUCCUGCACAGCAACCGCAAGGGUGUGUUCGUGAAGCGGCUGUGCCAGGGCCGUGUGUUCUGCAGUGGCAAUGCAGUGGUGUGCAAGGGCAGGCCCAACAAGCUGGAGCGGGAUGAGGUGGUGCAGGUCUUUGACACCAACCAGUUCUUCAGAGAACUGCAGCAAUUCUACGCCACCCAGAGUCGCCUUCCUGAUAGCAGGGUGGUGCUGUGCUUUGGGGAGGAGUUUCCAGACACAGCGCCCUUGCGCUCCAAGCUCAUUCUGGUGCAGGUGGAGCAGCUGUAUGCCAGGCAGCUGAUGGAGGAAGCAGGCAAGAGCUGUGGUGCUGGUCCCCUGAUGCCAGCCCUGGAGGAGCCCCCACUAGACCAUACCUUGCGGAUGUUUCCAGAUAUCUGUGCCUCACACCAGAGACCCUUUUUCAGAGAAAACCAACAGAUCACCGUCUAAGCCUCACCCUGGGCAUCCUACCUCGCCCGAGGCUCAAGCUUCACAAUUCUGUGCCUGACAGCAUUCUGAUAGGAUGUGGACCCCUCUGGCUAAGGCGGGCAGUGUUCUCUAUGAGGCCUUCAGAAGCCCAGAAAUGGACACACUCCUGCCCAGGCAGAUAUCGGAAGUUUGCAGGGGCUGUGGCCAGAACUUGCAAUUAAAACAUUAAUUUCUUGACUUUUCCCCAUUACCAUUAAUGGUUGCUCUUUCUACAUGUUGAAGUCAGUUUGACAGUUUAAAUCAGUCUGUGGCAAUAGAGCCACCUUUGUCCUUCUCUGGCUGAAGGUAGAGAUUUCUGACUUUCUCUGCUUGAUUGUACAAAAUGCAUCUUUUUACUGGUCCUUUUCUUUUUGUAU
Messenger RNA from Cricetulus griseus (Chinese hamster), 1670 nucleotides. The record is from RefSeq and is a predicted model, not a curated record. NCBI's taxonomy places the organism in Eukaryota, Metazoa, Chordata, Mammalia, Rodentia, Cricetidae.